This is a messenger RNA of Clonostachys rhizophaga, 1086 nucleotides long. NCBI's taxonomy places the organism in Eukaryota, Fungi, Ascomycota, Sordariomycetes, Hypocreales, Bionectriaceae. The record is from the annotation of a GenBank genome assembly.
AUGCCCGGCCUCUUCCACUCUCUGAGCUAUCUGCGCUUGAAAUGCGAAGCUUGUGUCGUUCGGAGAUUUGCGAAUCGCGCGCAGCGUGAUGGAUACACUCCUGAGCUUCCAACUCAGAGGCAACUUAUCAAAAUACCUUCGCGCGAUACCGGUCGCCGGAUUCGCAUCUGGGUCUAUCCCCACCUCGACUGGAACCGCUCACCGAGGAGGCCAGUCAUGAUCAACUGGCAUGGUAGUGGGUUCGUUGCUGGAGGAUUCGGUCUCGACCACGUCUGGUGCACUGAAGCGACGUACGACCUUGGCAUGUGGGUGAUUGAUGCCGACUACAGAAAGGCGCCUGAAAAUCCAUUUCCAGCAGCUGUCCACGACGCCGAGGACGUGCUGAGAUGGGUUUCCACCCGGCCAGACCUCUUUGAUUUGGACCGUGUCGCCGUUUCGGGCUUCGCCUCUGGCGCAACCUUGGCUCUGGUGGCUGCUUCGACGCUGCGUCGGGCAGAUCAUGGACUCAACAUCAGGGUGCCAGUGGUCUUCUAUCCCAUCACCAACUCCGAUGUCGACCCUGUGCGGAAAAGGCCCCCUCAACGGGAACAUUCUGUACCUCUAUCUAUACGCAUCACACGCUUCUUCAAUGAAUGCUACGUGCCGAACCGAGACGACCGGCUUGAUCCGCGAGUCUCUCCGGAUCUUGGCGACCUGGAGUCGUUUCCCGACCAUGUAGUUUUCAUCACGGCGGAACACGACAUCUUUGCGCCCGAGGGGAUGGCUUUGGCCGACAACUUGCGCAACGGUCACCGAACAGUCAUCAGUUACAUGGUACAGGGGGCAAACCACGGUUUCGACAAGGACCGCCGCGGAGACGAUUUUGAAAGGCGGAGAGCCACUGCAUACUCGGUAGCCAGAGACCAUUUGGAUAAUGCUCUCCAAGCCGUCGCUCUCGGAUUUCCCCAGUUGGCUUUGAAUGCCCCCCCGGGAGAUGCUGAAAGACUGAGGGAUCUUCUUGUAUCGGGAUAUCGAGGGCCCAAUCGACAUCGUGUCCGACCGUGGUUUUUGGACUCUGCACCUCGACCUCGACCUCCAGCGAAUUAA